Agrilus planipennis (emerald ash borer) is the source of this 954-nucleotide messenger RNA. It is a transcript of the gene Idh3a, whose product is annotated as probable isocitrate dehydrogenase [NAD] subunit alpha, mitochondrial. The record is from RefSeq and is a predicted model, not a curated record. Gene Ontology annotation, molecular function: isocitrate dehydrogenase (NAD+) activity; NAD binding; magnesium ion binding. Gene Ontology annotation, biological process: isocitrate metabolic process; tricarboxylic acid cycle. NCBI's taxonomy places the organism in Eukaryota, Metazoa, Arthropoda, Insecta, Coleoptera, Buprestidae. Gene Ontology annotation, cellular component: mitochondrion.
AAGAAGAACUAGAUGACAAUUGUCAGAUUUAACCGGUAUACCUAUUCUCCAUUAAGGCUAAAGGUGUACCCAGGGACCUGGGAAACCUUUAUUUUUUAAAAUAAAUAUUUUGUGGGUACAAUGGCCGCCAGAUUUAUCAAAAAAUUAGCAUCAAGCCCUGGAGUUCGUUUAUAUUCAACUGAAGUAAGAACAUGUACUUUAAUCCCUGGAGAUGGUAUUGGUCCGGAAAUUUCAGCUGCAGUACAAAAAAUUUUUAAAGCUGCUAAUGUGCCAAUUGAAUGGGAAUCUGUUGAUGUCACACCUGUUAAACAACCUGACGGUACCUUUGGAAUUCCUCAAACUGCCAUUGAUUCUGUGAAUCGCAAUAAAGUUGGAUUGAAAGGGCCAUUAAUGACACCUGUCGGAAAAGGUCAUAGAUCUUUAAACUUGGCCCUUCGUAAAGAAUUUAGUUUGUAUGCUAACGUGAGACCUUGUCGUUCAUUAGAAGGAUACAAGACAUUGUAUGACAAUGUAGAUGUAAUUACAAUUCGAGAGAACACAGAAGGUGAAUAUUCAGGUAUUGAGCAUGAAAUUGUGGAUGGAGUUGUUCAAAGUAUAAAACUGAUUACUGAAGAGGCUUCCAGGCGUGUUGCAGAAUUUGCGUUUAAGUAUACGAAGGAAAAUAAUCGGCGCAAAUUAACUGCAGUUCACAAAGCUAAUAUAAUGAGGAUGUCAGAUGGUCUGUUUUUAAGAUGUUGUCGUGAAAUGGCUGAAAAAUAUCCUGAUGUUAAAUUUGAAGAAAAGUAUUUGGACACAGUUUGUUUAAAUAUGGUACAAGAUCCUUCUCUAUACGAUGUUCUUGUAAUGCCCAAUUUGUAUGGUGAUAUAUUGUCUGAUAUGUGUGCAGGUCUUGUAGGAGGUUUGGGUCUCACUCCAUCAGGAAAUAUAGGGAUUAAUGGGGCUUUAUUUGAAUCG